CAAACUCCGCCCCCCAAACACACACACCCCAUUCUCUCUGCAGGUGAGGGCGGGAAGAACCGUCAGUGUUCAGCAACAAGCAGAGAUAACGACAGGCAGAACCAGGACUGAGGAGGACCAGAUCAGCAGUGUUUCUGUGGACCUGAAGAGAGCUCAGCAGGUGAGGGCGGGAAGAACCGUCAGUGUUCAGUAACAAGCAGAGAUAACGACAGGCAGAACCAGGACUGAGGAGGACCAGAUCAGCAGUGUUUCUGUGGACCUGAAGAGAGCUCAGCAGGUGGAGGCUCUGCUAUGGAUCACUGUGAGGACAGAGAGGAGGGAGCCCCCCCCUCUCUGUGUGGGGAACAUGACAGCCAGACUAAAGCUCAGAGCUCUGUGUUGUGUUCCAGCCCAGAGGACACACCACACUCUGCUGGACCUGAAGCUGGACCUGAAGCUGGACCUGAACAUGGACCUGAAGCUGGACCUGGACCUGGAUCUGGACCUGAAGCUGGACCUGAACCUGGACCUGAACCUGAACCCGAAGCUCUACCUGAACCUGAAGCUGGAGUAGGAGAAAAUAUGGCGACACUGAAAGAGAUCCUCUUCAGUACUUUAGAACAUUUGGGGAAAGAGGACUUUGGACAAUUCAAGUGGCACCUGCAGCAGAAGGUCCUAGGAUUCAAAGGAAUCCCGGAGAGUCGACUAGAGGAUGCAUUGCGGACGCAAACUGUGGACCAUAUGUUUCUGAACUACUGCAUUAAGACUAUUGAAGUGACCAAAUACGUUUUGAAGAAGAUUAAUCGGAAUGAUCUGGUGGACGAAUUAUCAAAAAUCACAUCAGAACCGACAGAGAUUCUUACUCAGUGCCAAAGGACGCUCAAAUUAAACCUGGAGAAAAAAAUUGAGAAAAUCAUAAAAACGGGUAAUUCAAGACCUCUAAAUGAAAUCUACACAGAGAUCCACAUCACCAUGGGAGAAACUACAGCUGAGGAGCAUGAGGUCAGACAGAUUGAAACAGCAUCCAGGAAACCAGACAGACCAGAAACAAUCAUCAGACAAGAAGAACUCUUUAAAGCCUCACCUGGAAGAGAUGCACCAAUCAGAGUGAUGACAAAGGGAGUGGCUGGCAUCGGGAAAACAGUCUUAACACAGAAGUUCACUCUGGACUGGGCUGAAGGCAAAGCCAACCAGGACAUCCAGUUCAUAUUUCCAUUACCUUUCAGAGAUCUGAAUAGGCUGAAGAAAAAUUACAGCUUGGUGGAACUUGUUCAUCACUUCUUCGCUGAAACCAGAAACGCAGGAAUCUGCAGGUUUGAUCAGUUCCCGGUUGUGUUCAUCUUUGACGGUCUGGAUGAGUGUCGACUUCCUCUGGACUUCCACAACAAUGAGAUCCUGACUGAUGUCACAGAGUCCACCUCAGUGGAUCGGCUGCUGACAAACCUCAUCAGGGGGAAGCUGCUUCCCUCUGCUCGCCUCUGGAUAACCACACGACCUGCAGCAGCCAAUCAGAUCCCUCCUGAGUGUGUGGACAUGGUGACAGAGGUCCGAGGGUUCACUGACCCACAGAAGGAGAAUUACUUCAGGAAGAGAUUCAGAGAUAAGAAGCUGGCCAGCACCAUCAUCUCCCACAUCAAGACCUCAAGAAGCCUCCACAUCAUGUGCCACAUCCCAAUCUUCUGCUGGAUCUCUGCUUCAGUUCUGGAGAAAGUGUUGAAAACCAGAGAGGGAGGAGAGCUGCCCAAGACCCUGACUGAGAUGUACAUCCACUUCCUGGUGAUUCUAUCCAAAGUGAGGAACGUCAAGUAUCAUGGAAAAAGGGAGACAGAUUCCUGGAGUCCAGAGAGCAGGAAGAUGAUGGAGGCUCUGGGAAAACUGGCCUUUGAGCAGCUGCAGAAAGGCAACCUGAUCUUCUAUGAGUCCGACCUGACAGACUGUGGCAUCGAUAUCACAGAAGCCUCAGUGUACUCAGGAGUGUUCACACAGGUCUUUAGAGAGGAGAGUGAACUGUACACGGACACAGUGUUCUGCUUCGUCCAUCUGAGCGUUCAGGAGUUUCUGGCUGCUCUUCAUGUCCAUCUCACCUUCAUCAACUCUGGAGUCAACCUGCUGGCAGAAGAACCAACAACCUCCUGGCUGCCUAAAGUCUUCAGACCUCAACCCACACUAACACAUCUCUACCAGAGUGCUGUGGACAAGGCCUUACAGAGUACAAAUGGACACCUGGACUUGUUCCUUCGUUUCCUCCUGGGUCUUUCACUGCAGACCAAUCAGAAACUCCUACAUGGCCUGCUGACAGAAACAGGAAGUAGCUCAGAGAUCGACCAGAAAACAGUUGAGUACAUCAAGAAGAAGAUAAGAAAGAACCCGUCUCCGGAGAGAAGCAUCAACCUGUUCCACUGUCUGAAUGAACUUAAUGAUGGUUCUCUAGAGGAGCAGAUCCAACAGUACCUGAGUUCAGGAAGUCUCUCCACAGAUAAACUGUCUCCUGCUGAGUGGUCAGCUCUGGUCUUCAUCUUACUGUCAUCAGGAAAAUAUCUGGACGUCUUUGACCUGAAGAAAUACUCUGCUUCAGAGAAGGCUCUUCUGAGGCUGCUGCCAGUGGUCAAAGCCUCCAGGAAAGCUCUGCUGAGUGGCUGUAAGCUGUCAAAGAGAAGCUGUGAAGCUCUGUCCUCAGUCCUCAGCUCCCAGUCCUCUAGUCUGAGAGAGCUGGACCUGAGUAACAACGAGCUGCAGAAUUCAGGAGUGAAGCGGCUGUCUGCUGGACUGGAGAGUCCACACUGUGAACUGGAGACUCUCAGUCUCUCAGGCUGUAUGGUUACAGAGGAAGGCUGUGUUUCUCUGGCUUCAGCUCUGAGCUCCAACCCCUCCCAUCUGAGAGAGCUGGACCUGAGUAACAACGACCUGCAGGAUUCAGGAGUGAAGCUGCUGUCUGCUGGACUGGAGAGUCCUCACUGUGAACUGGAGACUCUCAGUCUCUCAGGCUGUAUGGUUACAGAGGAAGGCUGUGUUUCUCUGGCUUCAGCUCUGAGCUCCAACCCCUCCCAUCUGAGAGAGCUGGACCUGAGCUAUAAUCAUCCAGGAGACUCAGGAGAGAAGCUGCUGUCUGCUGGACGUGAGGAUCCACUCUGGAGACUGGAGACACUCAGGCUGGACCAUGGUGGAGAGCAGAGGUUAAAACCAGGUGUGAGGAAGUAUUCCUGUGGACUCACCCUGGACUCAAACACAGCAGAGAGAUACCUCAAACUGUCUGAGGACAACAGGAAGGUGACAGGUGUGAGAGAGGAUCAGCCAUAUCCUGAUCAUCCAGAGAGGUUUGAGUUCUGGUCUCAGCUGAUGUGCAGAGAAGCUCUGACUGGUCGCUGUUACUGGGAGGUCGAGUGGAGAGGAAGGGGGGUUCGUAUAGCAGUGACUUACAGAGGAAUCAGCAGGGGAGGAGGCGGAGGGGAAUGUAGGUUUGGAUGGAAUGAUCAGUCCUGGAGACUGAAGUGCUAUGAUGAAGGUUACUCUGUCAGGCACAAUGAGAGAGUAACAAGCAUCUCCUCCUCCUCCUCCUCCUCCUCCUCCUCCUCUCGUAGAGUAGCAGUGUAUCUGGAUCAUCCUGCUGGCUCUCUCUCCUUCUACAGAGUCUCCUCUGACACACUGACCCACCUCCACACCUUCAGAACCACAUUCACUGAACCUCUCUAUGCUGGGUUUCGGUUAGUGUCAGAUGGCUUCUCCUCAGCGUCUCUGUGUCCUCUGUAGGAGGAGACCACUUCCUGUCCUGGGUUUAAGGGUUGCUGUUUUAAAUCUGGCUCACUGAUUGUGUCUUUACUGUCAGAAGUGUUUUUAUCAGAGAGGCUUUCAUUGGGUGAUGAAUCUCUCCUUAUCAGUUCAGUUAUAAGUUGGACAGAUGAAUCAAAAGGUCAAUGAUUGUUGAUUCUUGAAAAUGCUUUAAGAAACUCAACAGCCUUCAUCUCAGCUCUCCAGAGGGUUUACUUUAUUGAGUUAGCAGCUCAUUCCUUCAAACAGAAACUUCAGAGUGAUUAUAAUGAGAGCAGAUAGAAAGAAAGGUGGGCACACAUGAAUACCGUGAUAUAUAUUUGUACAUAUAUAUCGAAGUAGUACAAUAUAUGACAAGUUUAAUCUGUGGGCCAUAUCUCAUUAUACUGUCUGAAUUAGCUGAGGGCCCAAAGUGUUGUUUAAUGUUUAAUAAAAUGGCGGCUAUGUCAACUGUUGAAGAAAGGAAGAAAAUGGAACAAUGUAUUUUAUUAUAUAAAGCUUAAAUAUGUUAAAAACUGUGUUAAACUCUGAAUGCCAUAGUCAUGUAUCGUAUAGUUUAACGCUUUAGCAAUAUAAACAGGAUGUAUAACAGAAAUCCUUACAUGGGUACUUGUAAAGACCUAUGUAGCAAAGUACGCACUUCCUCUUUCCAGGAGAUGGACAUCUGUUAUGCACUUCCUUGCGGGAAGUGAACAUUUAACCAUAAAGCAACAAAGAAGGACACCUGAUGUGACAAACCACGUGAACAAAGAGGAUAUAAGGAGACUGAAGAACAUUUGAACUCAGUUCCUCUUGAACUCAGUUCUUCUUGCAGAAGACUGAAGAACCCCCGAUACUAACUAGUAGUGGGGCAAACCUAGACGGAGCAGAUAUCAUCUAUAUCUGAGCUAAACGCAGUUCAUUAUAGUGUGUGGUGUUAUAACUUGUGAAACUUUAAAUAAAACGACCUGUUCACACUUGUGAGAGGAAACUAAA
Molecule: messenger RNA, 4719 nt
Organism: Trematomus bernacchii (emerald rockcod)
Lineage: Eukaryota; Metazoa; Chordata; Actinopteri; Perciformes; Nototheniidae
Product: NLR family CARD domain-containing protein 3-like
Exons: 11
Coding region: 292-3726 (1144 amino acids)
Molecular function (GO): protein binding
Source: RefSeq, a predicted model, not a curated record